This is a messenger RNA of Loa loa (African eye worm), 1134 nucleotides long. RefSeq lists its product as hypothetical. Gene Ontology annotation, biological process: G protein-coupled receptor signaling pathway. Bases 1 to 1134 code for a protein of 377 amino acids. Lineage: Eukaryota; Metazoa; Nematoda; Chromadorea; Rhabditida; Onchocercidae. Gene Ontology annotation, molecular function: neuropeptide binding; neuropeptide receptor activity. Gene Ontology annotation, cellular component: plasma membrane; neuron projection. The record is from RefSeq and is a predicted model, not a curated record. The transcript has 8 exons.
AUGGUGGUAAUGAUAAUGAUAACAAUGGACAAAUUUCAUGAUCCAUCAAUGGAUAUUCGUGCAAUUAUACCAUUUGCAAUUGCAUAUUUGCUGAUAUUUAUCUUAGGAGUAAUCGGAAAUGUUUUAGUGAUAUGUCUCACUUUAUCACAUCGAAAACUUCAAACAGUACAAAAUAUGUUCAUAUUGAAUUUAGCUAGUGCUGAUUUAGUUGUAUGUAUCUUUUCACUUCCAAUUACACCUGUUGCUAAUGUUUACAAAAAUUGGUACUUUGGUUCGACAAUGUGUCACGGACUUCCAUGGAUGCAAGGAAUUGCGGUAUUCAUUGGUAGUUUUAGUUUGUGUGCCAUUUCUGUUGAUAGGUAUAUUAUGGUGAUCUUACCAACGAGGAAAAUUAUCAAUAAAACUCGCUCGAAAUAUAUAACAAUUGUUCUUUGGACAUUAUCAAUAAUUUCAACGCUUCCAUAUGCAAUGUAUAUGGAUCUUAUUGUUGUUGACGGAAUUUGUGGACAAUUUUGUACUGAAAAUUGGCCUAGUUCUCGUCUCAGAACCAUAUAUACGAUAUUUGUUUUUGUGGUACAAUUUGUCAUUCCAUUAAUAAUUAUGUUCAUUUGCUAUUAUCGUAUUUUUGCUAAACUACGGAAAAGGACAUCAAAGAAAAUCAUGCGUUUAAAGGAACGUUCAAUGGCUAUGGCAUCAGCAGGUUUAUUGGAAAAUCCCAACAAUAAUAUGCUGGAUUGCAAGAGAAAUUUUGAUGGUAAUGAUUUCAAAGAAAAUCAGGAUCGUUUACGGAAUGAAUUGUUAGCAAAUGCUAGGCGUAAUACGAUAUUACUGGUUAGUAUGGUUGUAUUAUUUGCCGUAUCAUGGCUUCCGCAUAAUAUUGUUUCAUUAUUAAUGGAAUUUGAUGAAAGCUUAUUUGAACGUUAUGAUGGUGUCAACAGUAUCUAUCUCAUUAAUUUAUUUACCCAUUGGGUAGCAAUGGCAAACAAUGUUUGGAAUCCAAUUUUGUAUGCACUCCUAAAUCCAUUAUUCAUUGAAUUAAUGGCAGAGACAUUAUAUAGGUUACGAGCGAUAUUAUGCUGUUGUUUUUAUCGUGAACCAAGUACGAUACGAGAAGAACCGCUUGAAGUUGAAUGA